Molecule: messenger RNA, 1589 nt
Organism: Exserohilum turcica Et28A
Lineage: Eukaryota; Fungi; Ascomycota; Dothideomycetes; Pleosporales; Pleosporaceae
Exons: 2
Coding region: 1-1368 (455 amino acids)
Source: RefSeq, a predicted model, not a curated record
AUGGCCGCCACGCCGUCUAUACGGCAAUUCACCACCUGCCUGAGGUGCGUGCGACAGCUGCCCAGCGCCAAUGGCACGCGCCGCCUGCUCUCGACCUCGGCCGUGGCCCGUGAAGAGUUGCACACGCCCUCCGCGAAUGCGACUCCGCCUCCCCCGCCGUCAAACCCCCCCGAAGGCGCCGCCCAGAAGGCUCCCGCCCCAGCAGUGCCCGAGUAUAUGCAGAAAUGGGGCACGCUAGACCCCCAGAUGGUGGAGAACAAGAAGCAGGAGCGCCGAUUGCUGCGGCGAGAACAUGCCCUGCCAGUGGGAUCUCGCCGUCGUCGUGCUGUCCUUCGUCGUUCUGCUCUCCAAAAGACGCCGGAAAUCCCCUUUGAACAGCUGCCGUACCAGUGCUUCCAGGAGGCCAGGAAGUUCUUGUUGGAGGACCGGCAGGAGAAGAUCAAGGAGAUUGAGACGCAGCAGCUGCGCAUCAAGAACUUGAUGGCCCAAGAUCCCAGUGUCAGUGGUGGCCCCGCGGCCAAGGAGCACAGGUUACGGAGCAUGAGGAAGCAUUUGAAUGAGCUGAUCAUUCUGGCCGACAUCAACGACCCGGUGGUCAAGAAAAGAUUUGAAGAUGGACAGGGCGACAUGAACAAGCCCAUCUACCGCUAUCUUGCCGACAAGAAGUGGCGGCAGUACAAGCGCCUCGUUCUGGAGCAGCGUGUCACACAAUUGGCCAUUAUCCCGGAUCUUCUUCCGUCCCUGGACCUCGUAGCAGACAUUGACCUCGGAUUUGGAAGGAAGACGAUCCCACCAGGUGAAUUCGUCGACUCUGCCAUCAGCGAGAAGCUGCCCCGACUCAAUGUGCAGACAUUUACUCCCGGAGAGAAGCUUGUCACAGUUGUCGUAGUAGACGCAGACGUGCCUGUCCCGGAGACUGACAGCUUUACCUACCGAUGCCAUCUGAUUGCCUCCAACAUUACCAUCUCCCCCAACAACACAUCCAUACCGCUUCAGCGCAUUGCGCAGGACGACCAGAAGACGGAGGACCCAAGCGCCAAGAAGAUUGCGCUGCCCUGGAUUGCUCCCUGGGCUCACAAGGGUGCACCAUACCACCGCCUGGGAAUUUUCGUAUUGGAGCAGAAUGCUGGCCAGCAACUUGACGUGACCAAAUUCAACACAGUCAAGCGCAUGGGGUUCAAUCUGCGCAGUUUUGUCGACACAAACAAGCUGAAGCCGAUCACUGCCACCCUUUUCAGGACCAAGUGGGAUGAGAGCAUGGCAGGCGUCAUGGAGCGCGCUGGUCUCAAGAGUCAGAUCGACGUGGAAUUCAAGAGAAAGAAGGUCGAGCCACUGCCAUACAAGAGGCGGACAGAACGCAUGCGAUGAGCGAGCUCAAGCCGAAGAGCAUGUGCACGAUGUAAAGUCUUAUGUGUAUUAUAUACUAUUGUAUAUGGAAUGAUGGAGGUUUGGCGGCUGCUUGAGUUAUGCGGGUAGUAGGCAUGCGUGAGGAUACGCUAGGUUGUUCCUUCCUGCAUUCUCUCACCUUCCCGUCUCAACCUGGCAGUGCCAACAUCACCAACGGCAGCAUCUCUCAAACAUACUGCAAC